Molecule: messenger RNA, 1418 nt
Organism: Neltuma alba
Lineage: Eukaryota; Viridiplantae; Streptophyta; Magnoliopsida; Fabales; Fabaceae
Product: protein BASIC PENTACYSTEINE4
Exons: 3
Coding region: 173-1114 (313 amino acids)
Biological process (GO): response to ethylene
Cellular component (GO): nucleus
Molecular function (GO): DNA-binding transcription factor activity; sequence-specific DNA binding
Source: RefSeq, a predicted model, not a curated record
UCUCUCUCUCUCUCUCUCUCUCUCUCUCUCUCUCAUCAGAUUGGAUGGUAACCCUUUUGGGUUUCGACUUCGAGCCGCUUUCCUAUUCCGUUACCUCUGUAAAUUGUUUAAGUGAACUUUGAAAGCUUUUGACGUCAACUUCAUCAUUCGUCGCUGGAUCUGCUGGUUCAAGAUGGAUGACGGCUGUCAGCAUGAAAAUGGCAGGCAUAAGGUGGACUAUUAUAGAGGAGUACACUCCCCGUGGAAUAUGGCUCCUCAACAUCAAGCAAAGGAACCAAAUGCCUUAGUCAUGAAUAAGAAAAUUAUGUCCAUCAUAGCUGAAAGGGAGGCUGCUAUUCGAGAACGAAAUGCAGCUUUAUCUGAAAAGAAUGAAGCCUUGGCUGCUCGAGAUGAGGCCCUUCGGCAGAGGGAUGAAGCACUUGUUCAGAGGGAUAGUGCCAUAAUGGAACGAGAUAAUGCCCUUGCUGCCCUUCAAAUCCGGGACAACGCUGUCAACUUCCAAUUGGGUAGUGGAAUUCAACGCGGAUCGAAGCGAAUGCACCAUUCCUCUAACCAUCUUGUUGAAAUGGCAGAAGCCGCAUACAGCACAAAGGAUACCACCAUAACUGAGGCCUUCCCGGUGACAGUAAUAAAUUCUGAAGCUGUUAAAUCUCAUCAGGCAAAGAGAAAAAAGGAAGACAAGGCAAUUUCUUCUAAGGCUUUGAAGAGCAAAGGAAAGAAAAUGGGUGAGGAUUUAAAUAGGUCAGCUUCUUCUGAAGGAACUAAGAUUAAAUCUGAGUGGGAUAGACAGGAUGUUGGCUUGAAUUUGGUUACAUUUGAUGAGACUACCAUGCCAGCCCCAGUUUGCACAUGCACUGGAGUACCACGGCAGUGCUACAAAUGGGGAAAUGGCGGGUGGCAGUCAUCCUGUUGUACUACCUCCUUGUCAAUGUAUCCAUUGCCACAGCUUCCAAACAAGCGCCAUUCUCGAAUUGGUGGAAGAAAAAUGAGUGGAAGCGUCUUUACAAGACUGCUCAGUAGGGUAGCAGCAGAAGGCCAAGAUUUAUCUAUACCAUUGGAUCUCAAGGACUACUGGGCCAGGCAUGGAACAAAUCGCUACAUCACAAUCAAGUAGCUUGCAUGCACGCAUGUGGCUUUAGUUGGCCACCUCUGACUGGACUUUAUGUCAGCUCAUGCGUCGUGAUGGUCCAAGCAUGAUAUGCUAAAAUUUUGUUGAGGGAAGGGAUUUUUUGAUGGAAGGCUGGUGCCAAGUUCUAAUUUAUGAAUGGGAUAGAUAUGAAGUAUCUUUGUACAUGUGCAGUUUAAGAUGUCAAGACCAAGGAGGGCUGCUGGUUUGCGGUCUUACCUGUCCAGUAUGAAUGUGAAUCCCUUGUUAGACAUUCUCUACCCCCUCUAGAAAUCUAUACUCUCGCUAGUCC